AUGUCUCCCUAUCGGGUUGUUUUUGGCAAGGCAUGUCACCUACCAGUUGAGAUAGAGCACCGUGCAUAUUGGGUUGUGAAGACUUGUAACUUAGCUCUUGACCAAGCUAGAGAGGAAAGGAAGCUCCAGCUGAAUGAGCUUUAUGAAAUUCGCUUAGAAUCCUAUGAGAACUCUAAGUUCUACAAAGUAAAGACUAAGAGAUUCCAUGACAACUUGAUAACUAGGAAGGAGUUUCUUGUUGGGCAGAAAAUGCUACUAUUUAACUCUAGACUUAAGCUCAUGGCUGGUAAACCCCGUUCUAAGUGGAUUGGUCCCUUUUCAGUCACUAAUGUUUUUCCUUAUGGUGUUAUAGAAAUCAGGAGUGAAUCCUCCGAUAAGAGCUUCAAGGUGAAUGGUCAUUGCCUCAAGCAUUUUCAUGAGAUUCCUUCACUUGUGGUUGUCACUAUGGAGGAGUGCACACUAGAGGAGCCCACUAUUGACCCACCAUGA
Messenger RNA from Cajanus cajan (pigeon pea), 489 nucleotides. RefSeq lists its product as uncharacterized. The record is from RefSeq and is a predicted model, not a curated record. Lineage: Eukaryota; Viridiplantae; Streptophyta; Magnoliopsida; Fabales; Fabaceae.